GUCAUGUGGCAAUUAGGGAAUUAACUGUGUUCAACGCACAUGGAAUGCAUAGAAAAUACAAUUGGUUUUCUUACAACACUUGAGAUCUUUUACAAUGUUGGCUGCACGCCAUCGUAAUUUGUAUCGUUGGAACCGGUAUAGUAGAAUUGUUUGUAAACCGUAAGGAAGUUGUGUGGAACUAAGUUCGUAAUUGUGAGGUGCGUUGGAAUGAAUUAUUACACAGAUUAUCAGGGCUUUAUGCCGCCCGCUGCUAAUGGUAUACAGUCUACAGGUACGGCUGGAAUACCGGGCCGGGAUGAUGACAGAAAGUUGUUUAUCGGCGGGCUUCCGAGACAGAUUACAGAGAACGAGAUUAAAAAUUAUUUCAGUUUGUUUGGAGACGUUGACAGCGUUACGAUUAAAAUUGACCCUUUCACGGGACAGUCAAGAGGCUUUGCCUUCAUAGUAUUUGUAGAUCCGAAAACUAUUGACCAGUUGCUGUCGUCUGAACACUAUAUAAACAGCAAGAAAGUAGAUCUCAAGCGAAUCAUAAAAAAGUCGCAGCAUGGCAAAAUAUUCGUUGGUGGCUUGACCGCUGACAUAACAGACAACGACAUUAAGUCUUAUUUCUCCCAAUAUGGUACUGUAGUCGAUGUGCAAACUCCGUAUGACAAAGCUAGAAAUCAGAGAAAAGGCUUUUGCUUCGUAACUUUCGACUCGAAAAAUGUAGUUCGUGAGCUGUUGAAGACACCCAAACAAUUCAUCAAAGGAAAGGAAGUAGACGUCAAAAAGGUCAAGGUGAAUCAAGAAGGUACUGUCACUGCAGCUGGUGGUAGAGUUUUUCCUGGAAAUUGGGUGAACCAAGGCUAUGGAACUUACGUUGGCUCAUAUCCGCAAGAUUUUGGAACUAAUUAUAGUAGUACAACCUAUGAAGGCUAUGACUACUCGACGGAUUACACAACAGCUUAUGAAUACCCAGGAGGAUAUGUGUAUGAUGGUUUCAGUGGAGUCCAAGGCACGUACUCAACAGCUGGGAAACCAAGAGUAGGUGCUCGUCAGCUACAGAGACCUCAGCCGUACUAGUACCUGUAAACAUGUAUGUUUCCUCCACUGUUUGAUUAUCAAACUACUAUAACUCUUAAAAUCACUGUGUGUUGGGUAUUUGUGUAUCACAGUUUUUUCCCUUUUGUUAUGCUGUAAAAAGUAAAUCAUUGUUAAUUGGGAAACCUGAAUUGACUUAAGUUUUGCGUCAUGUUAACUGCAAGUUUUGCCAUGUGCCCAUAAAUUAUGCCCCAAUCCUGUAUCUUCAGCAUCAGUGAAGCCACAUUUCAGUAUUUCCAUACUUUUAUAGUCAUUGGAUUUGAAACGAGUGAUCAGAAACAUAUCACAUUUAAUAAGUUAUGGUGGUAGAACAUCAUUGGUGCUGCCUUCAGGCUGUGAUGUUUCUGUGACUUAAAAUUUAAUUUAUGUUAGUCUGUUAAAUAAGCUUCAUGUAUUGAGUUGGUGACUUAUCUGUGGUGAAAGCUAAUCCUAAAGUCCAUGGUAUUUUCAUUACCCUUGUGCUGUGGCACAUAGUUUCUUCUGGAAGAAUAUACUAAUUCAUAUCCUUACAGUGUGUGUGUUAGUGUGUUAGUGUGUGUGUGUGUGUGUGUGUGUGUGUGUGUGUGUGUCAGAUACAAACAGCAUAUUUGUACAACAGAAGUAAGAUUGCUAUAUAAAAUGCAGACAUCAGAACAAAUUUCACAGAAACUAAAUGCUGUUUAUAAUAUAAUUUGUGCUUUUGCUAAUUCACACAAAUUUAAGAUGUGGUUUUCAUACUGUUUCUUACAUUUUUAAGGCAAAAGAGACUCUGUGUGUGUGUGUGUGUGUGUGUGUGUGUGUGUGUGUGUGUGUGUGUGUGUGUUAUAUAUGUAUUUACACAUACAUACAUAAUGUUGUAGAAUAAAUUUCCAUGUCAUUACUGUGUGAUCUACAUGUAAUUUCAAUUAGUGUGUGCCCUAUAUAUUUUGUUUUGCAAGAAUUGUUGUCUCAUUGCUAGUUUCUUUCUGUUAGCAUGCUGUACACUGUGUUACAAGGUCAGCAUAUGCAAUGUGUGACACUUUUUAUAUUGCAGCUUUCAUAUUGAUGUACAGUUUUUCUAUUGAUCAUGUUUUUUUAGUGGCUAGAAAUAUAUCUAUGCAUUAUUGUGCAUGGUUGAUCAAUGCAAACUUCAAUUUGAUACUAAGUUUACAUAUACUAAAUUAAGAGAAUCUGAUUUUUUAGGUAUUUGUAUGAGAUAUGUUAAAAAUAGGAAUGAGGGUCAUGUACUGGUUUUAAUUAUUCAUAUUAAUAGACCCUAGGAUUGAAGGAAGGAGGAAAAAACACAGGAAUCACUCCCAGAUGGCAUAACAUGCAGUUGCAGAACAUUAAUGUUCAUGUACUGAAAGUCCAUGAGCUAUGUCUUCAGUUAAUGUAUUUAUAAAGAUUAUUUUCCCUUUCUGUUACUUUGUUAUUUUGGAAAUACAUGAACCUUACUCAAGAACUAGCGCCAAAUCUGUAUUUUUGUUAAUUGUCAUUAAACAGCUUCUAAAUAUG
Schistocerca serialis cubense is the source of this 2553-nucleotide messenger RNA. RefSeq names its product RNA-binding protein squid-like. Gene Ontology annotation, cellular component: nucleoplasm. The coding region runs from base 208 to 1062 and encodes 284 amino acids. NCBI's taxonomy places the organism in Eukaryota, Metazoa, Arthropoda, Insecta, Orthoptera, Acrididae. Gene Ontology annotation, molecular function: RNA binding. Gene Ontology annotation, biological process: regulation of gene expression. The record is from RefSeq and is a predicted model, not a curated record. The transcript has a single exon.